Hevea brasiliensis (rubber tree) is the source of this 2403-nucleotide messenger RNA. RefSeq lists its product as uncharacterized. Lineage: Eukaryota; Viridiplantae; Streptophyta; Magnoliopsida; Malpighiales; Euphorbiaceae. The record is from RefSeq and is a predicted model, not a curated record. The transcript has 2 exons. Bases 203 to 961 code for a protein of 252 amino acids.
AUCCUUUGUUAGCCUCGUAAAGAGAAUUUGCUUGGAAGCCAUGGGCAUUUUAAUAGAAGAAAGGUCAACGAUAAGGUAAGAUAUUUAGCAUAAUCUGGAAUAAACAUAAAAGACAUACAUGCAUUUUGAUUUUUUGUGUAAACCUUUCAACACAGGAAAAAAAAAAAAAAUCCUUUUAGCCAAGUUCUGAGAGAGAACAAUCAUGGAGGUAGACCACCCAUCAGAUUUUAAAACCAUGCCAAUUCAAGAUGAAGCAGCAGAAACUUCAGCCACAAGAGGAAAAACAGAUCCACAACAACCACCACCAAAACCCACCGUAUUGGACAAGUACCUAGAUUACCAAGGUUAUUGGUUGGAAAAGACUCGAGGCAACUUGAUGAUAGUGGCUACUGUUAUUGCAUCCAUGGCUUUCCAAUCUGCAACAAACCCGCCAAGUGAACUCUGGAAAGAAGAUUCCCAGGGAAAAGAAUGCAGAUUUGGAAAGAUAAGGGAUGCGAUCAUAAAUAAAAGGAUACUCGAGGCAAGAAACUUAGCAAUAGGCUGUGUCAAUAAAUAUGACAGCCAAGAAUUUAUCAUCUGCAACACCGUCUCUUUCUCUACGUCUCUGUGCAUAAUCUUUCUGCUUACUGUACUGCCCCUCAAAAACAGGAUUUCUAUAUGGAUUUUACUUGUAGCUAUCUGCAUCACACUGAUUUUUGUUGCUGCUACUUACAUAAUCUCGAUCAGGUUGGAUCGUGGUAAGCCAAAGCAGGAAAGAUUUAACAAUGACAUUCUUUUGUACUACGUGCUAUUUUGGGUUUUGUUCUUGGGGAUGGUUGUCAUAUUUCUUGUCCUUAAGCUUCUGUUUUGGCUAUUCAAGAAACUGGCAAUUGGCCUCUUCUAUGCCAUGAAGUUUCUAUGUAAGAUGGGGAAGCAACAGCAGAAGCCGAAAGUGAUCGGCUCACCAGCAGCCCGUGUUUGAGAAUGAACAACUACUAGAUAUUGAAAAAUGAAGAACUACAACGUUGGUUUGCGACUCUGUCAAGAUCUCUAUAAGCAUAGGAGGAGGUAUUGCUUUAAAAUUGUACAAAUCCUUGUCAGUCACCAUCGAGCGAUUUUGCUACGAAGCCAUUGGAAUUUUAAUAUAAGCAAGGUCAAUGCUAAGCUGAGAAAUUUAAACACAAUCUGGAAUAGACAUAUGAGACAUACAUGCCCUUUGGUUUACUCAGUUUUGUGGAAGCCAUCCACCAACACAGAAGAAAAUCUCUCUAAACAAGUUCUGAGAGAGACCAAUCAUGGAGAUAGACCAUCCAUCAGAACUCAGAACCAUGCCAAUUCAAGAUGAAGCAGCAGAAACUGCACCCACAAGAGAAAAAAGAGAUCCACCACAACCACCACCAAAGCCCACCGUGUUGGACAAGUACUUAGAUUACCAGGGCUAUUGGUUGGAAAGGACUCGAGGCAACUUGAUGAUAGUGGCUACUGUUAUUGCAUCCAUGGCUUUUCAAUCUGCAACAAACCCACCAGUGAACUCUGGAAAGAAGAUUCCCAGGAAAAAGAUUGCAGAUUUGGAAAGAUAAAGGAUGCGAUCAUAAAUAAAAAGAUACUCGAGGCAAGAAACAUAGCAAUAGCCUGUGUCAAUAAAUAUGACAGCCAAGAAUUUAUCAUCUGCAACACCGUCAAUUUCUCUGCGUCUAUCUGCAUAAUCUUUCUGCUUACUGUACUGCCCCUCAAAAACAGGAUUUCCAUAUGGAUUUUACUUGUAGCUAUCAGCAUCACACUGAUUUUCGUAGCUGCUACUUACAUAAUCUUGAUCAGCUUGGAUGGUGGUGGGUCAAACAAGGAAAGAUUUAUGGAUGAAAUUCUUUUGUACUACGUGGUAUUUUGGGUUUUGUUCCUACUGAUGGUUGUCAUAUUUCUUGUCCUCAAACUUCUGUUUUGUAUAUUCAAGAAACUGGCAGUUGGUGUCUUCCAUGCCAUAAAGUUUCAAUAUAAGAUGGGGAAGCAACCACGGAAGCCGAAAGUCAUCGAGCUACCAGCAGCCCGUGUUUGAGAAAGAACAACUACUAGAUUUUGAGAAUGAAGAACUACAAAGGUUAGCACAUAUAUGGUCCAGACUAAUAGCGUGUUUCCCUUAAAGCAUGCUUGGAAUCCAUUUGUAUAUAUGUUUGCAAGUUAGGCUAGGAGUUCCAAAAUCUACAGGAGAACCAAUGCCAAUGAAAUUUAUAUUAGAUUCACUAUUCAGGAUGUUAGAUAUAGAAAUCUUGGUUCGUCAGUUUGAACAAAACAGAUCCUAGAUGAUUCAUAGAGCUAUUUGUGAUAGGUGGGUAUUAACUUUUCAAGCCAGCUUAUGCUGUAGAACUCUGUUUCUUGUUUUGUACUAUACAAACAAUAAUGAUAUUUAUAGUAUAUAAUUGAUCCUCU